GUGAGGAUUUCACUCACGUCACUGUGAGAAGCUGAACUUGUCACCACCCAGCCUUUGCUGCAUUUCAGUAUCUUGAGAUAUUUCAAAGUCUUCCCAAGACAAACUUUACACUUCCUUCUUUGCUAGAUCUUUUUACUGCUUGUUCACCUACGCAAAUAAUGCCAUAGAUUUAGAGAAGGAAAUCAACUCACUUGGAAACCUGCUCCACUCCUUUAUAAUCCAUCAGUAUUAAGGAAAGGAAGAAUGAAGACAAUUAUAGAAACACCUUGUAGAAAGCAAGUACAACUUGAUAUGAUGAUGGCUGCAUGAGGAAAGGUUUCUUUCCACAGUAUUUCAAAUAUGAAGCAAUCUCAGUUCGAGUUCUUUAUCUCACCUGAUUUUGACCUUUGCUAAAUUUCUCCACAAGAAUCUGCUCUAGGACCAUUGUUUCCCUUCAUUUAGAUCCCCAAAGCAUUUAGUAGGAUGUCAGGUACUGCUGAUUUGACCUGUAUUUGAAUUAAAUAGAAAGGAGAAAAGAAAGGAUCCAUGAGUUACCUACUCGAACUACUGAUUGAAGUGGGUUUAUUCAGGUUUUUCUUUUUUAACCUCCAGCAACAUACUCAGUCCUUGUUUCUGUGCCUUAGUAGUAUAAGAGAAACCUUAUGCUUGCUGUAACUAAAAUAAAUGUUAUUUGACAAGAUCAGUUUACCUGAUCAAUCCUUAUAUUGUUUUCUGGCUGUAUGAAGCUUCUAAGUCUAAUUUUAUGCAGGAGUUGAAAUUAAAGUUAAUGUCAUAUUCUGCACGUAGGCUGUUCCUGAUGCAGCCUGAUGCUUCUGAGUGCAAGUAAACUUCAAAAGUUUUAAAACUCUGCUCCUUGAUCUAAUCAGGUACCUUGUCCUUAAGAAUUCUUAUUCAGAUCUCUUUAGUCUUAAAAAUAAAUCUGGAUCUAAAGCUUCUCUUCAAGUCUGCUUAAUUAUACUUGUAUCUGAGCUAAUGAGCAUGAAGGUCUUCUGCCUUAGUAGUGCUUGUCACAAAGGACACACAGCCUUUGAGGGGCAGCAGGCUGACAAGGCCACCACAUCGUCAUGUCUAUUUAAGACAUCCAGGGGAAAUCAGCUUCUGGCAGGCACUUUCUAUAUCUCACACAAGCUGACAGGGCUACUGAAGCCUGGUCUGUCAUUCUGAGGAAGGAAAACAACUACACUGUUAGCUCAGCCUGCUUUCUUGAUAAUUGCUUUGUGGUUGCUGCUUAUUUUUGCUUUCUGAGCUCACUAACCCCAAAAUACUGUAUGGCACAGGAAAACAGAUAAAACGUCACACAACCAAACAAUGACAACUUGCCCAGGUUAGCAAAGAAGGGCUGCAACUCCUAAUUUUUAAUAAAACUAAAACGUUUUACCAGUCUCUGACCUUGUCAUUUUUCCCUGUGCCCAGUCAAGGGUCCGUCUGCCCACAUAUGAACUGUAUUUUCUCUGGUAGAUGAUGCUAGUCAGUGUCUUUGUGGAAGAGCUCUGAUGUGUGUACCAGACUAUAGCAAUAGGGUCUCCAACCUGAUAGGUAGUUCUUUUGAAGAUAGAUCACACACAAGGGUUUGUGGGAGUCCCUGCUUCUUGGUGGAAACAGAAGAAUUGGAAGUGUAUGUCUGAUGCCACUCUACCUACAUUUCCUGCUAUAAAUGCUUUCAUUUGCCCAAGACUCAUACUGGGAGUGGCUCCAAUCUGUUCUUCCUUUUAGCCAGGUUCUUAUGCAUUUCUUGACAUCAAGAAUUAGCUUUAUAUUCUAGGGAGAAUGUGCCCUAGUCCAUUUUCAGACAGGGCCUGACAAGAAAAUCAAUACAUUUCACAGAUCUUUUCUCUCUGAUAAGCUCUGCACAAGGGAUGAAUCAUGGGACAGAGUUAUUAUGGGGCUACUUUUCAAAGAGAUUUGGUUUCCUAACUCAUGGCAGUGCUUUUAAAAAGCAAAGUAGGUACCUGAAUACCACCAGCAGUCUGACCUUAGGAGUUCUAAGUGAGAUGAUGACAGUUGUCACAACCCUUGAACUGAGUCAAGAAAGUUGCUAAGGAGAGAGCUACUGGAGCUAAGGUGAUGACUGACUAUUGUAAUAGAUGUCUGUAUAUGAAAAGAAAAAAGGUACAUCACUACAAUUUCUAGAGAUACUAAAUAGAUGCUGUCCAGUUCAGUAUUUAAAAGCAGCUACAAGUCUAGCAUAGAUCAUGAGGCCAACCUACUUACUCAGAAGGCAUAGAAGUGAAGAGACAUCUAUCCUGAGUACUAGCACAAGAGAAGAGGGAGCAGGCCUACCACAAGGCAUUACUAAUUGAAAGAGAAAAAACAGAAGAGCAGACCUUCAUGCUUCCUCCAUCUGUUUUCACCCUCUAACUAUUUAAAUCACACUUCUGUGCGCUCGGCAAUUGAUAUAUCAACAUCAGGUCCUUUUUUACUCAUAACAGGGAUUAGUUCUUUUUUGUAGACUAAAGGGCAAGAAAAUAAACCAUUGUGGAUAAGGGCUGUAUUUAUAAUCUUCAAUUACUGGAAGACCUGUAUGAUAUAAUCUUCUGUAAAGGUCCUCUUGGGCUUGUGUUUGACUUGCCACAUCUCACACUGAGCAGUUUUCCCUCUACUGGAACUCUGACUGUGUACUUACUACAGUCAGGUUUUUAGGAAUGUAUAUUAACCAUUGCACCCGCAAAAACACUCAUGCAGACACAUAGCUCCUUCUUCCAUGGUUUAAAAGAAAACAUGGACAAAACCAAGGAAAAAGCCAACUCCAUACACUGAAAAAAUAACAUCCAUGAGGACUGCAACCACCCAACAAGCUUUCAGCCACAGGUGUUACUUCUUACAAUUAAACAAGCACUGCAUAUGGAUGUAGCUCUGUCUUAAUGCAUCUUUAGCAGUGGUUUCCAGGAGCUGCUUGCUUUCUCUACUCUGUAGCUUUCUUCUGAAUGAAAAAAAACAGGAGGCUGAUGCAUAAGAAACACCGAGUGUUCACCCAGUUGAGACAUCUUGUAGUCCAUUGUUAAUAGAACCAGCUUUUUCCAACUCCGAGGUACAGGGAGCUGCAAAAAUGACAAAAAAUGCUGUUACUUCCGGGCAUUCGGUUCCUCUUUUUGAUGAUAAUGCAAGUGAACAGUCAAAAUCUACCCGGAGAAAGAGAGUGCUUCCAUCUUGGAUGCUGGAAGAAGAUCUCCUGGUUGAGAGAAUUUCUGAGCCUGUACCGAAAGGAGGUAAUAGAAUGAAAAAAGGGCAAGGAUGGGGAGAAAGUAAUAUGAAGUCAUUAGAAUCAGAAGUAAAUGUGCAGCAGAAAAAAAGAUCAGUUUCUGAAGAAACUAUGGAGGAUUUUGAAGGUGAAGAGGAAGAUCAAAAGAAAAGAAGCUGUCUUUCCAUCCCUGUUCCUUCAUCUCGGAAUACAUCUGGAUUUCCUCUUGAGAAUACCAUGAGAAACAUGGAAGGCAAUGGCAAGACUGGAUCAAAAAAACAUGGAAGUUCUCUGGAAAAAAAUGAUAGGCAGCUGAAUAGUAAACGGUCCAAAAAAGUAGGUCAGAUCUCCAGUAAAGACAAUAGAAUUGAGGAAACAGAAAACAAAGAGCCGAUUACUGGUUCUCCAAGCCAACAAGCUCACUGGGGCAGGACUUCCCAAAAUUUUGAUGCCCAGGAAGGGAUUCUUGAGCCUGAUGCAAAUCUGGAUUAUGAGACUGAAAAUUCUGAUUCAACCAGAAGUGCAGAUGCUUCAGAAAGCUCCAGACAAAUCAAGCGUAAGAGGACACCUUGCAUGUAUGGAUCAGGCUGUUACAGGAAGAAUCCCGUUCACUUUCAGCAGUUCAGUCACCCUAAUGAUGAUGACUAUUAUGAAACAGAGAUCAUAGCUCAGGAUAACAAUGAUAAUCGGCCUGAAUGUCCAUAUGGAACAGCUUGUUACAGGAAGAAUCCUCAGCACAAGCUAGAAUACAAGCACACUGCACCUCCAGUAACUGAAAGAGCAACCCGACAAAGAACUUCAAAAAAUGAAGAUGUUGUCAAAAGGCCUGAUACUGUUUUCCAGGUGCUGGAAGAAAAGCCAGUAAGGAAAACUUUAAGUGAUCACAUGGGAAAAAGAGCUGUAGAGAAAGAUAGCGCCAGCGAUGAUGAACCAAAUGAAUAUGACCUUGAUGACAGCUUUAUAGAUGAUGAGGAAGAGGAGUGUGACCCUACUGAUGAAGACUCUGACUGGGAGCCAAGUUCAGAAGACAAGGAUAAUGAAGAUGUUGAAACACUUUUGCAAGAAGCACGUAGAUUUGUUAAGACCAAAAUAUAGCUGCACAGAACAACAUUACGUGUCUGAUCUGGUUGUGUUAAAACAUGGAUGCGCAAGGACAGGAACUGCUUUGAAAACUGGUUUUUCCUCAGUAAUGUAGGCCCUACAGAAAGAUUUUAAUGGGGGUGAGGGGAUUCAGCAAAGCCUUUUGUUUCCAUAUGUAUUAUUUUGUUGGGGUUUUCUGUUUCAUUAAGUGGUAGAGCCAGAGGACUGAGCUCUGAAAGUUUUUUUUUCCCCCUCAUCUAUUUCUUUUGCAACACCAUUGGUGUCUUUUAGUUUGAAAGGUUGUUAAUGCUUCACCUUCCUAUACUUAAAAGAAACAUUUGCAUUAGGAAAGCCUUUUAUUUUGCUGAAAUGCAAUAUAUAUAUAUAUAUACAUAUAUAUAUAUACGCACACUGUAUUGAAUGAAGAGGAGUUAUGCUUCACAUCUGCAGUAUUGCAGACCUACUUGGCCAUUGCUAGGGAAUCUGUAAACCAGUUUUUUAAUGUUCUUUUAAGUUGGUGCAGUCUUAAACUUCAUUAUUCUGCUCCUAGCUUUCCUCUUAGGUGUCAUUUCUUUGAUUCUCUUAAUGUACAGUAGUUAAAUACAGGUUGUUUAAAGAGGCACUUGAGAACAGUAUCUCAGUGUAUUGAACCCCUCGGUUGUCUCCACAACAACUGGUGUAUUUGUUCUCGUUACAGCAGUAUCAUUUGCUGUGCCUGUACAUCACUGGAAUUAUGUUCAAUUCACAACAAAUCCAAAGUCUUGGUGACUGUAUUUUUGCACAAUUAAACUUGUACCACAGUGUGGGAAAUACCU
Messenger RNA from Pezoporus occidentalis (night parrot), 5073 nucleotides. RefSeq names its product aprataxin and PNKP like factor (gene APLF). NCBI's taxonomy places the organism in Eukaryota, Metazoa, Chordata, Aves, Psittaciformes, Psittacidae. Gene Ontology annotation, molecular function: DNA-(apurinic or apyrimidinic site) endonuclease activity; 3'-5' exonuclease activity. Gene Ontology annotation, cellular component: site of double-strand break; nucleus. The coding region runs from base 3047 to 4273 and encodes 408 amino acids. The transcript has 10 exons. The record is from RefSeq and is a predicted model, not a curated record. Gene Ontology annotation, biological process: double-strand break repair.